Molecule: messenger RNA, 2535 nt
Organism: Metarhizium brunneum ARSEF 3297
Lineage: Eukaryota; Fungi; Ascomycota; Sordariomycetes; Hypocreales; Clavicipitaceae
Source: RefSeq, a predicted model, not a curated record
AUGAACGGCUACCCGACGGGUAGAGCCCCAUAUGAUUACGGGGCCCCCAAUCUGCUGUCCCAUAAUGUAAAUCCUACCGACAAACCGGAAGGUUAUGCACAGGAUGGUAAUGCGAAUGGAUUCGCGCAGGAUGCGCCACGGCACCAAGCUUCGGGCCCGAAUUCGACACCACGGUCAGCGCGCGUCGACUUGAAAGACCCAAUUCAGGUCCAUCUGCUCACCGAGACGGCUCUUUCCGACAGCAAGGGAUACGAGAUUUUGUCACAAGAGGAGGUGGACGAGCUGAAAAAGCACGCUGCGCUACUCACCCAGCGCGUAGAGACCACAAGAUCCAACCUCGCCAUCCAAUCCAAAUACCGAGAUGCCACGGCGUCCAUGGCUCGGCUCAACGCUCCUGGCUUAAAUGACGAGCAGCGCAACCGGGAAGCUGAGCGUGAGAGAAUUGAGAACGAGCGGAAGUGUGAUGAACUGGCUGCAGAACUUCUGAACUUGGAAAAGCGACUGUUGAUACCUCAUCGGAAAAUCGUAGAGCAUACCGCAGCCAUCCUCCAACUAACCCACAAGGCGAGCAGGAAAAAGGCUGCACCGCAGAAUGGACAGCUUAUCAACGGUAUACCUGGAAGUCCUGAAAGCCUAUAUACCUACUCGCACAGCAGAAAUAGUCUCGAUCAGGUCGGCGAUGAGACAUACUUCGAUGAUCCGAGCGCCUACCAGCUCGAUGGAAUGGAUCGACCAAGGAAGAAUGUUAUUGAAAUUCCUCUCAAGUCGCCAGUUCGUGAACAGAACCAGCUUCGGGUUGAGAUGGACCGUAUGCGUGAGGAGAAUAUCCAUUUACGGUCUCAAACCGAUGGCCUGUUGAAGAGGCUUCAAAGCCUCAAUGCGUCGCUGCGUGACACUAUUGUUCGAUUUAACCCAGAGAUCAACCAGACGUAUGAUGAGCCGCCUCAAGUUUCUGCAGCCCCAGACAUCAAACUCGCAGACUUGCUCAAAACUCAGAUUGAGUAUCUAGAGAGCGGUCUAGUUGCCGUCCAGGCCGAGCAAGACUCGUUCGCCGGCGGAAUUCAAAUGGGAGAGCGUCUUGAGGCCAUGAACCUCCAGCUACGAGACCUCCUCAUGACGUCUGAUCCUCACUACACGCCAACACCACUGCCAUUAGACUCCGAUGUCAACGGGCAAAUGGCUUACCUAGAAGAUUCAAUUCGAGCUGUCGACUCCCACAUGGCGCGCGCCAACUCUUCACCUAAGGCAAAUGAUGGAACUGGCCCAGUGCUAACUACUCUUUGGGAUUCGAUGCAAAAGGGCAUCGUAGAGGCCAAGCAGCGUCAGGAUGAACGCAAGAGAAGUCAGAUCGAAAGGGGCAUUACAGAGGACGAUAUGGACAUGUCCGACGACGAAGACUUCGAUACAACCAAGCCGUACUCUCUAGACACAUUCGCCGACAGGGUGCAGCGCAUACAUGCGCGAACCAUCACUCUACGAGACCAAAAGUACGUGCUCAAGCGGCAGAUCAAGCAGCAGCGGGAGCUUAACAAGUCGGACGGCGAAAAGGACAAGGAGCUGGAACGCAAACAGAGGGAACUCGAAGAAAGCCGGCAGCAGUUCAACCGCUCUGAAAAGGACCGCAAGGAUGCUCAAGAGCAGCUAUCCAACAUAAUGGCUGACUUUGAGAAGGCCAGGGAGGCAGCGGACCGUGCUGGAACUGUCACCCUUGAGCUUGAAGAGCGCAAGGCCAAGAUCACCCAGCUCGAGAAGAGCCUCAAGGCCACCCAAGCCAGCCUGGCAGCCGCAGAAUCCGGAACAAAGGGGUCCGAAAGCAAACUCUCCGCAAUCAAUGCUCAGAUUGAGGAGCUCACUGAAGGAAAGAACGUAGCAGAGACAACUAUCCAAAGCCUACGCGACGAAUUGUCGGCCAAGAAACAGGAGAUUGACGACACAAAGAAAAAGAUUGAUGACCUGGAAUCGGAAAUGGUUGAUCUUAAACUCGAUCUGACGGUUGCAAAAGCCGAACUGGACGGUGCUUACGGGUCCCGUGCAGAACGUGCGGAGCGUGCAGCAGAUAUCGCAGCCCUGAGGGAGGACGGCAAGAUCAAAAAGCUCAAGGAGGAGAUCAAGAGGCUUCAAGGGGAGAUGAAAGAACUUGGAGGAAAGGAAAAGGAACUAAGGAAAGAGCUUCAGGGUAUGACGGACGAGUGCCAAAGAAUCACCAGCGAAUCUGUCGGAUUAACGGGCGAGCUGGACGAUGCUCUGAGGGCUAAAGACAAGCUCAAAGAGGAGCUCCACAGUACCCAGGAGAAGAUGGCGAAACUACAAGAAGACCUGGACAACGAGCGACUCAAGAUCCCCAACGACGGGUCCAGGCCAGGAGCUGGUGCAUCGGUUCUGAGUGAGCGAUUUAGGGCGACAAUGCGGGAAGAACGCAAGAGAUUCCAGGACGACCUAAAGGACGAACGCCUCAGGUACCGCAAGUUGGAAGAAGAGCUCAGCAAACUAAAGCGCACCUUGGGGCCUGGCAAAAGUCCUCUAAGUCCACGGUAA